Molecule: messenger RNA, 1246 nt
Organism: Symsagittifera roscoffensis
Lineage: Eukaryota; Metazoa; Xenacoelomorpha; Acoela; Convolutidae
Product: 4-hydroxybenzoate polyprenyltransferase, mitochondrial-like
Exons: 1
Coding region: 13-1185 (390 amino acids)
Biological process (GO): ubiquinone biosynthetic process
Cellular component (GO): mitochondrial inner membrane
Source: RefSeq, a predicted model, not a curated record
GUUGUGCGAAGCAUGUUACUGCGAAGUGUAUGGUGCGCCCAAAAUGUGCAGCUUAUGUCUUAUAAAAGCGUCGUCAACUCUGUGAGCGUUUGUAAGGCAUGCAGUGUGGUACAAUGUAGAAGCAAGUCGGCCAAACCGAAGUUCGAAUCCUCAGAGGAAAAAUUCUUUGAAAGAGUAAACAACGAUAAGGAGGUUGAUCAAGAUUACUUAAAGAAACAACUGUCAUUUGUACAGACCUCAGUCACAGGUGGUGUGAAAUCGUAUGCGAAGAUUUUGAAGGACCAUGGAGUUGAUUCUACGAGCACUGCCGGGGAAAAAUUAGUCCAAAAUGCUCCGACUUAUAUUCAACCGUACUUGAAACUAGCCAGAGUAGACAAACCAGUAGGUUACUGGCUUCUGCUUUGGCCUGGUCUCACUGGGCUGGCUUUAGGAUCCGGGGGUAUUCCGGGAUUAGUAAUAUCGGCUAAGUUCUGUAUGGGUGCUAUUCUUAUGAGGAGUAUCGGGUGUACUAUCAAUGAUAUUUGGGACAGCGAGUUGGACAAAAAUGUCCAGAGGACGAUGUCGCGACCUCUAGCUUCUGGCGAUUUGACUAUCAAACAUGCUGUUAUUUCUGGUGGAUUACAAAGCGCAGCAGCUUUAGCUAUUUUGCUCAGCCUCAAUAACGCAACUGUUGGAUUAGGCCUACUGGCGUUACCUUUAGUAGGCACUUAUCCUUAUAUGAAAAGAAUCACUUAUUACCCUCAAGCUUUCCUCGGUCUGUGUAUGAAUUAUGGACUGCUAAUGGGCGUUACAGCCACAACUGGUGCGUUGAGUUUGCCAGCUUGUGCGAUGUAUGCUUCUAUGGCUUCAUGGACCGUAUUUUACGACACAAUUUAUGCUCUUCAGGACAAAAAAGAUGACAUGUUGAUCGGAGUGAAAUCGACCGCUCUCAAAUUUGGGCCACAUGUUGAUAAGUAUCUGCUAGGAUUCGCAGCAGCGACUUCAACUGGGUUAUUUUUGUCCGGAAAACUGGCGGAGAUGGGAGGUUGUUAUUACUUCGGAGUCGGAGUGGCAUCUUUGUUCAUGUUGAAUCAAGUCCAAACUUUGAAACCUGACAAUGCUGAUGACUGUAUGAAAAAAUUUGUUGACAAUACUAAAGUAGCGGUUGCAAUUUUUACUGCUGUGAUGUUGGGAUCUUAUUUCUGAUAAAUGAUAAUAAUUUAUGAGAACGCUAUUGUAAAUUGAAAAUAUUAACUCUCUGAAAGAA